CCCACCUCAUCCGCCACGUUGCCAAGCAAUGCCUGUGACGUCGUGAGCAUGAAGCGCAUCAUCAGGGGCCACGGCCCACGGCACCAGCCAGCCCAGCCCAGCCCCGUCGGCCGCCCCGGCCGUCUCGUUGAUGACCAUCGCCAACCUUGCACCGCCGCUGUACCGGUUGCUGCCACGUGCCUGGUCACCUGAGGCUUGUCGACAUGCAAGGCCCUCAACGCCGCCCCACAUGGGUUCGCGCCGCCACUUUUCGGCCUCUGAGCUUUGUGCUGCUAGACUCGACAGCUUCCAAGCAGCCACCCAAACCAUGAGGACUUCUCAGCCGAGGAUAUCCCUCAUCAGCAAUGUCUCUCGCCAGAUACACAGCGUGACCUGCCGUCGGCCGAGGCGGUCAUUCCACCUCACGACCCCGGCGGGCCUCCCGCGUAGGCGCCAUUUCUUCACCUCGAACCCGUUCCUGUCGAGCGUCGACGACUCCUCCAACGCUGAGCCGACGCCCUCGCCAACCGUCAAGAAUGAGCAACCAGCGUCCCUAGCUCCUGCGAAACGCAAACUCACGCGGGCUACGACGACCAAGAACUCGCUCAGGCGAGUGGCCAUCAUUGCGCAACAGCCGAAGCGCGGCGCCGAUGGCAAGCCCGUGGCCGAGGGCUCCGACGAGAGCGACCCGUCGAACCAGAUCAGUGCGACAUGCAUUGCCGAGUCGUUCAACAUGCCGCUCGUGCUCGAGAUUCUCCAGUCGCAUGGGUUCGCCAUCGACCCGGACAACACCGGGUUCGACGCCGGCGAGGUGGUGCACGCCAAGGGAGUCAACGGCGGCGACAUCUUUGUGUUCCCGUCCGGGACCAUCGUGACGUGGUCGCUGCCCCCGGACGUGGUGACGCGCCAGCUGCUGCGGGCGGCUGAAGACCCGCACCCGGCCGAGAUGUGCGAGGAGGACGACCUCGACUUCGUGACGGACACGGCGCGGGCGGAGAGCACCAUGAAGGGCGACCUGGUGGUGCUGGGCACGCGGCGCGAGCACCGGGACGGCGACCGGCUGGACACGACGCUCGCCAAGAUCGCCUUCUCGUCGGGCCUCGCGCGCAGCACCAAGCUGGCGGUGCUCGAGACGGCGCUGACGUCGUACUUUGAGAGCACGCGCAACAUCCCCGCGCUGCUGUCGCAGGGGGCCGGCGUGCCGCUGGGCCGGCGAUUCAUCCUGCAGAAGACCGGCGAAUUGCUGAGCCUGCGCGCGCGCCUCAACCACUACUCGGAGCUGACCGACUCGCUGCCCGACAUCUUCUGGGACAGCCGCGCGGAGCUGGGCCUUGAGGGCUACUACGACCAGGUCGGGCGUGCGCUCGACGUCAAUGUGCGCAUACGCACCCUCAACCAGAAGAUGGACUACGCGCAGGAGAUUGCCACUGUCCUCCGCGAGAUGUCAAGCGAGCAGCACGGCACGCGCCUCGAGCUCAUCAUCAUCCUGCUCAUCGCCGUCGAGGUUGUCUUCGAGCUGCGGAGGAUCAUUCUCGAGUGGGGCCAGGAGCGCGAGGCCAAGGCGCAGGCCGCCGCGGACCUGGCCACGGCGGGGCCGCGUAGGGCGUGAGCGUGUCGAAAACGCAAAGGCGGUGCAGGCAGUCCGCGAAGGCUCGCCAUCCGAGCAGAGCAGGCGUUGUUGGGCGUAACUGCGGCGUGGCAUUGUGCAUAGAUGAAUGAUACCCAUAUCUCUUCUUCCACGUGUCCAUCUUGCC
Purpureocillium takamizusanense is the source of this 1733-nucleotide messenger RNA. RefSeq lists its product as uncharacterized. NCBI's taxonomy places the organism in Eukaryota, Fungi, Ascomycota, Sordariomycetes, Hypocreales, Ophiocordycipitaceae. Gene Ontology annotation, biological process: positive regulation of mitochondrial translation. The transcript has a single exon. Bases 131 to 1588 code for a protein of 485 amino acids. The record is from RefSeq and is a predicted model, not a curated record.